Messenger RNA from Teleopsis dalmanni, 2847 nucleotides. Its product is annotated as E3 ubiquitin-protein ligase Nedd-4-like. Gene Ontology annotation, biological process: ubiquitin-dependent protein catabolic process; regulation of dendrite morphogenesis. The transcript has 17 exons. Gene Ontology annotation, molecular function: ubiquitin protein ligase activity; protein binding; sodium channel inhibitor activity. The coding region runs from base 275 to 2719 and encodes 814 amino acids. The record is from RefSeq and is a predicted model, not a curated record. NCBI's taxonomy places the organism in Eukaryota, Metazoa, Arthropoda, Insecta, Diptera, Diopsidae.
CGUUGCCGAUACGUGUCAUUUGCGCAUUGUUGUGAUAAAUGGAAAAUCGUUGGCGAAAAAAGAUAUUUUUGGUGCUAGUGAUCCCUACGUAAGAAUUGAUUUGAACACAAUAAAUGGUGAUAUUAAUAUUGAUUCGGUCUUAACAAAGACCAAAAAAAAAACCCUAAAUCCCACUUGGAAUGAAGAAUUCGUAUUCAGAGUAAAGCCAUCAGAACAUAAAUUAGUGUUUCAAGUUUUCGAUGAGAACCGUUUGACGCGAGAUGAUUUCCUAGGUAUGGUCGAAUUAACUCUGGUCAAUUUACCAACAGAACAAGAAGGACGCACUAUUGGACCACAAAGUUAUGCGCUUAGGCCGAGAAGGUCAGUAGGCGCUAAGUCACGUAUAAAAGGCACUUUAGAAAUUUAUCAUGCAUUCAUACAUGAGACAAGAGAAAAUGCCGAAACAAAUGCUGAAAAUGAAUGGGAGCAUGUGGAGGAUGUCUCACUUAAUGGCGCAACACAAACAGUUAAUCCAUUUACAGCAAAUGGUGGUCAAGAUCCUUUACCAGUUGGUUGGGAGGAACGUCAAGACGCUAAUGGUCGCACAUAUUACGUGAACCAUACAGCACGCACCACACAAUGGGAAAGACCAACCACAUUAACAAUCAAUAACGCGAAUGUGAAUGUAGAACAAGCAGCAUCAGAUUUCCAAAGACGUUUUCAUAUAAGUGUGGAUGACUCCGAAACAGGCAGAGCGACGGAUACCAUCAGUCAGUGUAGUCUAGAGGAAAACACAAUCUCAAGAACCCAAUCAUUAACAUCAUUAAAUUCAAACAGUUCGAACAAUUUUAAUAAUAACAGUAACAGUAGUCACAGUGAUAAUGACAGCAACAACAAUAACAACAACAACAACUCAAACAUGGAUUAUGAAAGUUUUGUUUACAAUUCACUAAGACAUCCGACUAAUAGGUCUCAAAUCUCUGCAACUAGCUUACAGACUGAUCUACGCCCAGUGCGGCAGGCACCUGGAGUACCCACUGCUCUAUCGAGACGAGCAAUGACAAAUUUGCGUAACCGCAAUAACAUGGAACGCCAACAAUCACAGCAAUCACAGCAAUCACAUUUUGGUGAACAUAUUUCAACAGACAUUUUUGGCAGUCGGCAGACCUCAAGAGAAGCGAAUGAAGAUAGUGAUCAACCUGAUAGUGGUAAUCGUUCUGAAACAUCAGCAUCAUCAACAAGAAGAAAUUCCGUGGAAGAUAACGCAGCCGUAACAGAACAAAAUUUAAAUGUUGAUGAAGAACCUUUACCUCCACGGUGGUCGAUGCAAGUUGCGCCGAAUGGACGUACCUUCUUCAUUGAUCAUGCAGCUCGUCGUACAACUUGGAUUGAUCCACGCAAUGGUCGAGCUAGUCCUAUGCCAAAUCAAACUAGACGUGUCGAAGACGACUUGGGACCGUUGCCAGAAGGUUGGGAAGAACGUAUGCAUACUGAUGGUCGUGUAUUUUAUAUUGAUCAUAAUACCCGUACAACACAAUGGGAAGAUCCAAGAUUAUCCAAUCCAAAUAUUGCUGGACAAGCUGUACCAUAUUCUCGUGAUUAUAAACAAAAAUAUGAAUACUUUAAGAGCCAUCUGAGAAAACCAACCAAUGUACCUAAUAAGUUUGAAAUACGCAUACGUCGUACAUCAAUACUGGAAGAUUCAUAUAGAAUUAUUAGCUCUGUUACCAAAACAGAUCUGCUUAAGACUAAAUUAUGGGUGGAAUUUGAAGGAGAGACAGGUUUAGAUUAUGGUGGCCUUGCAAGAGAGUGGUUCUACUUAUUAUCAAAGGAAAUGUUUAAUCCAUAUUAUGGUUUGUUUGAGUACUCAGCUAUGGAUAAUUAUACAUUACAAAUAAAUAAUGGCAGUGGGCUUUGCAAUGAAGAACAUUUGAGCUACUUUAAAUUUAUUGGUCGUAUUGCUGGUAUGGCAGUAUAUCAUGGCAAAUUGCUUGAUGCAUUCUUCAUACGUCCGUUUUAUAAAAUGAUGUUACAAAAGUCAAUUGAUCUUAAAGAUAUGGAAUCUGUUGAUACAGAAUAUUAUAAUUCACUUAUGUGGAUAAAGGAAAACGAUCCACGUAUUUUGGAAUUAACAUUUUGUGUUGAUGAGGAUACGUUUGGGCAGAAAAGUCAACACGAACUAAAACCUGGUGGUGCAAACAUUGAUGUAACGAAUGAAAACAAAGAUGAAUACAUUAAACUUGUUAUCGAAUGGCGCUUUGUAGCGCGCGUUAAAGAGCAAAUGUCCGCAUUCUUAGAUGGUUUUGGGUCCGUUAUACCUUUGAAUUUAAUAAAAAUUUUUGACGAGCAUGAGUUGGAAUUAUUAAUGUGUGGUAUACAAAAUAUAGAUGUUAAAGAUUGGCGUGAGAAUACGCUUUAUAAGGGCGAUUACCAUAUGAAUCAUAUUAUCAUACAGUGGUUCUGGCGUGCGGUGUUAUCCUUCUCUAAUGAAAUGCGUUCACGUUUAUUACAAUUUGUAACAGGAACAUCACGUGUACCCAUGAAUGGUUUUAAAGAGUUAUAUGGGUCAAAUGGUCCACAAAUGUUUACAAUUGAAAAAUGGGGAACACCAAAUAAUUAUCCCAGAGCACAUACAUGUUUCAAUCGCUUGGAUUUACCACCUUAUGAAGGUUAUGUGCAGCUUAAAGAUAAAUUAAUUAAGGCUAUCGAGGGUAGUCAAGGCUUUGCUGGAGUUGAUUAAUAGCUUCAGUCGUGUGUACGUUGGCGUGGGUGAUGGCUGCUUCAGCUGCACCAACACGACGAACACCAUUGGGAUGUUUUCUACUGAAAUGCAGCACACCCACACCCACACCCAACGACAUUUACAAC